Psylliodes chrysocephalus is the source of this 585-nucleotide messenger RNA. The record is from the annotation of a GenBank genome assembly. NCBI's taxonomy places the organism in Eukaryota, Metazoa, Arthropoda, Insecta, Coleoptera, Chrysomelidae.
AUGAAAAAAAUUCUCAAUACUAAGAAAAACGAAGAACCGCUUCGUCCAUUAUCUCCACAACCAGGUCCAAGCAAAGUUUAUAUUUCUACGUCAGUUCAAGAAGAAUCUGAAGAAAAGGAGUCAAGUGCAGCAAAUGAAUCGGACUCUACUCUUGAUUCUGACAAUUCUGUAUCUAUGUCAGUUGACGAGUCAACAGAUAUGUCAUCCGAAAAACAUUUAGCAAUUGUUGUUCGGUACAACAAGCAUUUUAUUAUUAAAGAUCAUUUUCUCGGUCUUAUAUUAGUAAAUGACGCUUCUGCCCAAAAUUUAUAUAAUGUCAUUACACAUUUUUUUUCCGAAAAUAAUAUUCCCUAUAAAGAGAAUUUAGUAGGAUUUGCUGCAGAUUUGUAUGUCAUGAAGUGUAUAUGCCAUUCUUUGGCUCUUUGUGCUUCUUAUGUUUGCGAAAAAUUACCGGACGAUGCAGAAAAGUUGGUGCAACACAGACCAUUAGCUGGGCAAUACAAAUUUUACACGGCGAUAAAAGAACCCGAAGAGACAGCAAAUCAGUUGCUGCACGAGUAUUCGAAACACUCAAUCAAACUUUAA